AUGUCCUCUCAGCACACCGCACAACUGCAAAUCCAAUUCCUCGUCGUAGGCGGGGGUGUCGCUGGCUUGGCGUGCGCCUAUGCCCUGGCGAUUGCUGGCCACGAAGUGACCAUAAUUGAGAAAGGAGCCCUGGAUGCCAAGACUGAGGGCAGCGUCCGCUGCCCCCCAAACAUGACACGUCUAUUGAAGCGGUGGCCCGGUAUGGCUGCUCUUUUCGAUGAGCGUGCGACCCCUGUAUCUGGAUUGUCGUUCAGAGAUGGUCAGACGGGCGUGCCAAUCGGCUUCAUGCGGUUCUACGAGGAACUUAUGUCGGACCUCCGAGCUGACUUCCUCGCGCUCAAGCACGACGACCUGAGGCGCCACCUCGAUUUCCUUUGCGCUAGCAGCGGGCAAGUUCGAUUCGUCCAUGGGCAUGUCGUGGGCUUGUCGAAGGAGUCCGUCGACGAUGGCGUUUCGGUGUCGCUCCAGGAUGGCCGGAUACUUUCCGGGGACAUUAUCGUUGGGGCGGAUGGCCAUCAGAGCGUUGUUCGAAAACUUUUCUUCGACGAACGAGAACCUUCCGACGUUGUUGUUACUUGGCAAGUCCAUCUGGUGAUUCCCACGCAAGCUGUUCUGGACCGAGGGCUUGCCAAUGAACAUGAAUUUACCAUCUGGGCUGGGGACAACUCAAUGAUGAGUGGAAUUCUUGAUACGGCUAGCAAGAACUUUUACUUGGGGAUCUGCACCACCGGCCCGGUUGCGGCUCUCAACUGCGACUGGUUCAAGAGUUACGACAACACCUUUCUCCCUGACUUUGAUCUGGCAGGGUAUGAUCCUCGGAUCCACGAGUUGAUUGACUGCGCCACCGAUUGCCACCCGACGAUUCAAACGAUACACGAGAACCGAGAUGCUGUGGCACCCAACUCCAAGGUGAUUCUCAUCGGCGACGCGGCCAAUUCCGUGUUGCUGCAUGGAACGCACAACACCUCCAUGGCGAUCGAAGACGCCAUGACCCUCGGCUCCCUCUUCUCGAGGGUUCGCACGCGCGAAAAGAUCAAGAAGGCGAUCGGGGUGUACGAUGACCUGCGUGAGCCCCGGGUGGAGCAGAUUCGCAAGUCCGAAUAUGCGUCUCUGAAAGAGAUCAGUCUCCCGCAGGGCGUCGAGCGCCAGCGCCGCGACGAUGCGUUGCAGUUGACGCUGCAGCCAGAGUAUGCGACCUAUGAGGAUUGCAGCGACUCAGACGACCUGAUUGAAGCUUGGGAGCCGUACAUAGACGCCUUCAAAUACGACGCCGUCGAGGCCGUCGACGACUGGUUCUCCCAGCUGGGCUCCUUCUUCGAAAAUGUGCCUCCGUAUAUUAACAUCGUCGUGGCGUGA
Molecule: messenger RNA, 1356 nt
Organism: Mycena citricolor
Lineage: Eukaryota; Fungi; Basidiomycota; Agaricomycetes; Agaricales; Mycenaceae
Source: the annotation of a GenBank genome assembly